GUUGUCAAAAAUUGAUGUGUCAUGUCUUGAUGUAAUAUUUUUGUCCCACCACAACAAUAAAAUAGCAAAAAAAUACCCUGAAAAAAAUUAGAGAAAUUUAUAACUGUGCUAGAAAACCUGGAAAAGGCGAAGCAACAUAAUGCACUGGUUUGGAGGGACAAUCGCUGAAGCAGUAACACUGUCGAAACAAAAAAAUGCGAUUUUUGUUGUUUUCGUUGAAGGAGACAAUGACUUGUCAAAGGAAUUAGCAGCAACAAUUGACAAUGGAUUGGUUUUGAAACGAUUAGCUGAUCCCACAAACUUCCUAGCAAUAAAACUGAAGAGUGGAACUGAAAAUUAUACAUAUUUUGCACAAAUUUAUCAAUUUGUGCCUGUACCAUCACUAUUCUUCAUUGGAAAUAAUGGGACACCUUUAGAAGUUGUUUGUGCUGGUGUUGAAGCGCAGAAUCUUGCAGAAAGGAUUGACCGUAUCCUUGAAGUGCACUACCAAGGUAAACCAGUGCAACCAUCUACAUCAAAACAAAAUAUAAAGGAAGAAACUAAGAACUUACUGCAGUCUGAAGCCGCUGCCACUGAAAAGACUGCCACAACACCUAAAGAGAAUGGACCUAAAACAUCAGAAGAAUCUGAAAUCUCUGGACCAGCUGCUAAGAUUCCUAAGACUGUGCAUCAUGAAGUAACCCGUUCGGGGACUGAGUAUGACGUGGUGUGUGAUGGUGAUGUGUGUGUCCGGAAACCAAAGACAGGCCAAGAUACCCCAGGGCCAAGUCAUAGGGAGGAUACCAAUGCUGAAACCACUAUGGAGGUGGAAAACCCAGUUGAAAACAUACCUGAUGUAAAUGCAGAGGAGAAGAUAGAAAGAGCUAAAGAACUCAUCGAAGCAAGACGAAGAGAAAAGGCAGAAAAGGAAAAACAGUUGGAGAGGGAAAAAGAGUUGGAACGAAGAGCGACAGGUCAAGGUGUUGCAGAACUCAAGAGAUGGCAGGCCGAACAAGAGUUCAAGCAGAUACAGGAGGAAAGGAAACGUGAGAAAAUGGAAAAUAAUUUGGCGAGACAGCGUAUAUUAGAGCAGAUAGCUCAAGACCGUGCUGAGAGGAAGGCUAGGGAACAGCCGCAGACGCAAACGGCUACGACGCCGCCUGCGCAAACGCAACUGACCUCUGGAGAUGGCUCUCCCCGCGCGAGAGUCCAAUUCAAGAUGGCGAAUGGCGAAUCUCACACCGCGCAUUUCGAAGCGUCCACUACUGUUGAGGAACUGCAUCAGUAUGUCGCUGAUAACUUGCAGAUGACACGUGCCUCGUUUUCUCUCUGGACGGCGUUUCCUCGUCGCGAAUUGACAGAAAACGAUGCGACUCUGCGCGAUUUACAAUUAAUCCCUUCUGUGGCCUUGCUCGUGCUUCCGAGACGAUCCAACGUCGUGUCUUCUAGUCCUUCGCCAUUUAGUUCUCUUAUUGCAUUUUUCUCACAGCUUUUCUCCUCGAUGGUGUUGGAUCCAUCAUAUCAGCUAUACACGUGGAUUCGGUCGCGUUUGUUUGGGGCAACGAACCCCACACCCACCACGGGAAACGCUUCGCCGGGGAACAUUCCUCCAGGCAACAUUCCACCCAGUAUCAGGCGCAGGGGAAACGUACAUAGACUGACAGGGGACAGGCCAGACGAUGAUAAUAAUACAUGGAAUGGAAAUUCUACACAACAAAUGUAAACGAUGUAUAAGUAUGAACGAUGUAUGAAGAUUUCACAAUUACUAGGUCGUCAUAUAAUUUAUAUUUAAAUAACUGUUUUCUAAGUAAUAUACAGCACAGCCUACAUUUAAAAUAUCUGGCGUACUUAAGAGACAAAUUAUUAUUUAUUCAGUUAUAUUUUAUGAUUUAGUUGAAAUAUUAGAGAAUUAUUCAGUAUGAAAAAUUUAUAUUGAUAUACAUAAUUAAACACCAUUUUUUUUAAUACGCUUCCGAUGUGUGUAAAUCAUUUAAGACAAAAAGAGUGGUAUAUUAGGUCCCGAAAUAUAAACCCGUGAUUAUUUUAAUUCGAUCACAUGUAAUAUAAUUUUGAAUUUAUAAUCUAUAUCGAUAAUUAAAUGUAAAACUAUAUUAGAAACAUUAAAACAGGACUCGAGCCUUAUUCAUAUUCGUUUUCUAGUAUAGUUAUAAAUGAUUGUGAUCUAAUUUAUAGAUAAUAAAUAUGUUUAUAUUGCA
Messenger RNA from Pieris rapae (cabbage white), 2195 nucleotides. Its product is annotated as UBX domain-containing protein 4. The transcript has 12 exons. Bases 140 to 1702 code for a protein of 520 amino acids. Gene Ontology annotation, molecular function: protein binding. The record is from RefSeq and is a predicted model, not a curated record. NCBI's taxonomy places the organism in Eukaryota, Metazoa, Arthropoda, Insecta, Lepidoptera, Pieridae.